Messenger RNA from Pocillopora meandrina, 3472 nucleotides. NCBI's taxonomy places the organism in Eukaryota, Metazoa, Cnidaria, Anthozoa, Scleractinia, Pocilloporidae. The record is from the annotation of a GenBank genome assembly.
ACACCCUUUCGAGUAAUGAUAUAAACUAAUUGUGUAAUGAUCACCGUUAAUUUAGCUGCCCAAGGAGGGACUGAUACAAGGGAAUUAGCUCUCGUACAUUUGUGCACUCAGUUGUAUCACUUUAACGACGUUUGCUUUGAGCUUUUCUGGUUGACGCCUGCUUGUAAAGCUUUUGGUAUCAACUUAAUAAGCUCUGAAUGCGUAUUCAAACAAGAGAAGCCCUGCAACUGUCAAUCAGCUAAUCGACGUACUGUAGCCGUAACAAAGAACACAAAUAAGUUAGCCAUCUGCUUCGAAGACAUUUCAAGCGAUCCGCACAUCUGCGAAGGCAGAAGCACUCACCUAAAGGAAACACCAACAUCAUGUUUUACCAAGAUCCUUUCCUGCUCUACCAACAACCGCCAUUUUGUCACGGUAGUUCGAGUGCAAGAAAUGCGCCAAGCCGUUCUUCUUUCAGGAUCGACGACAUUUUGGUCCCACGUCAACCUUUCCUUGUCCCUAAACAGCCAAGUUUUCAGGAGCCUAGAUCUUCUGUUCCAAACAACAACCCGUUAAAAUUUGGUAUGCACUCGAUUCUCACACAGAGGCAGCGAGAGGAAGUUCCAAUGUUUCAAGGUGGGUUGACUAACUUUAUGCCCCAUUUUGCACACUAAAACUACUCUGCGAACCCACCUACCUCAAAAUCCCACCGUUCAACCUCCAACAUUGCAGUUUUAUAUUCAGGCACGAUAAUGUGCUAACUGAUCAAUGCUAUGCACGGUUGGCUCGACGGAGUCAAAGAAUACUCCAUUUUCUUCGUGAGCUACAAAGCUAUCAAAUGUGUUUGCUAAUUAAGCAUUCUGUACUGUUUUUGUCACACGGAACUUCUCUCAAUGUCCUUCUUGUCAAAAGUUAAAAUUAGCUGAACUACGCCUGAAACAACCUUUCUUUUGUUGUAAAAGAUUGGUAACUCAUUUGUUUGUCCUUAUUAAAUGGCGUUUUAGAAUGAAUUGUAUCCCUGGUGAAAAAUUAAAUCAGAAUUGGCGGGAAACAAUUCUUAUUGGUGUCAGUGAGAGAGACAUUUUCAGAUUGUCAGCUGCGAUUUCGAAAGAAAGGUUUUAAAUUGACAAAACAGAAAGCUAUCCUGUAAAUGUAAUCGUAGGAAUUUGAACAGAGCUCAAAGAGUUUGGGAACUUACUUCAAUUAUCCAGUGGACGUGUGUUUCUGGAAAAGAAACGGCUUAAACCAUUGCGUGUCCUCUCAGUAAAACUAGCUUUCAUAGACAUAACAUCUCUAUUGAAUCAUUAUUAAGAUAAUCUAAUGAAGCGGCAGUGAACACACACACAAAAAACGUAAUUAAGAUUAAAGGGAAAAUCCUCGAUUUUUUUGGUGAAUUUUUUAAUACCACAUGGUAAAAAGGAACUUGAUAACACGGGAAAUCUAGUGUUUCGAAUUCAGGCACUUACAUUAAAUCAAAUAUAAAGAAAAAAAAAUGACAAAGAAAAUGUCGCUGUAAAACCUUAUCGGUCGACAAAAUCCCAAGUUUAGUUGACACCGAAAAUGUGCCUGAAAUUUAACCGUUUGAAAUGAAGAAACGGAUAUACCAAAACUUGUCGAAACUAAUCAUAGAUUUUUAAUCAAAGCGAAAAAAUGCACUCAGGAUUUAAGACCUUUAGAUUCAGGUUAUCAGCACUAUUUCCAUUCACUGAGUAAUAUAAUAAAAGUAAAACAGAAUCAUUGAAACAACAACAAAAAAUUGUCUUUGUUGACUUGAAAUAAGAUGCUUUCGAGCCGUAAAAUGAUCUGGAAAAUUUGGGAUUUUUUUCUUUUAAGGUGUGGAAUGACUAGUUUGGUAUUUGUCAGAAAUCAGAGGAAAUUUUAAAGACGGACAAACUCUCUGCAAACUGUGAAAAACCUUGAAUUCAAUCAUGUUGUGUUCGCCACUAACAUGAUUCUUUGUAUCUUGAGCAAACGGCUUUGGUUCACCUGUUCUGAGUAUAAUGUUACAGAACGUAAUUUGCUUGUUUUCUGUAUUAUAACAAAAAAGUAAGAACGGCUUUAAAAUCCUUUAACAAUAGCGUAACCCUUUGUAGUUUCCUCUCAUGACUACAACUCCUCAAGGACCUUAUGCCUCGAGAACCUAUGCAAGGAAGCAUAUCUGCCAAAAGAUGUAAAUCGAACAGAGCUUUCAAGCACUUCAAUCAUCGAUCAUUGGCUGCUUUCUUUUGUUGUAGCAAAGCAACCCUUGAAAUUUUGGCUGCUUUUAAUUCUGUGUCAACACUUUUCAAGCAUUAAGUAUUCUUUAUUGAGCCUGAAUUGUCCCUUCGUCUGUUAACGUGGUAAUUCUUCGCUCUUUUACAGAUCCAAGUCCUGAAGUUUUAAGCCAACUGCCAGUGUACUUCCGCGUAAAGCCAACUUUGCGGACACCGAGUGGACGAAGAUGUCGCAAGUCGCGCACGGUUUUCACAGAUCUGCAGCUCCGUGUUUUAGAGAAAACAUUCGCGGAGCAAAAGUAUUUAGACACGUCGAACCGCGCAAAGCUUGCGCAAACGUUGGGAUUGAACGAGACGCAAGUAAAGACAUGGUUUCAAAACAGAAGGAUGAAGUGGAAGAAGGAAUCAGUUCCAGCAAAUAACCAGGAAUCCUCAACAAGUAGAAACGAAGACUCAAAUGCACCAGGAGACGAAAAAUCCGAUGAAAUCGUCACAGAGACCGGAAAAGCCUCCAUGGACAAAAAGGUAGAAUGAACAGCAAAGACAAAACUUGGAAUUAAACUUUGUAAAUAUCCGCGAGAAAUAUCAAUUUCAAUUCUAUUAGAGUCAAGACGGACAACUAUGAUAUUGGAAUUUAAUAUGUUUCUUACCGAAACUCAUAACUAUGAAUUUAUCAAAAUUAAAAACCACGGAAGAAAGUCAAGGUAGCUGCUCACGCAGAAAUAUAAUUUUCCAAAACCAGGAACUUACAUGUAUAGCAUGGACAGUUUAUUUUGAAUGUACUUGUAACUAACUGAUGUAAAUAAUACCUUGUCCCGGUGUAAAAAUUUUGCAUGGUUCUAUUCUAUUUCGCGUCCGCCGCUUGUCUUUUCUCUUAAUUCUCAAUGAAAUAAUAUUAAGACAUGGGAAACAGGUAUUCCGAUCUUGACUGUUUCAAUUUUGACUUCAGCGAGGUCAAUACAGAGAUUAGAGAAGCUUGUGAGCAUAUUGUUGUAGAGUGGGAUUUAUUUAAGAGCGGUGAAGAGCAUCUUGGCCGCGAAGCUUUUCAUUAGAAAUGUUCCUUUGAUGAGAGGCGGUAGUAUGACUGACAGCCACGAUGCGUUAAUGGUGAAAAAAGGCACUAAUUGCUGCCUAUUCUACUCUCAGGAAGACAAUUAUAGUCAUUUGUCAUGAAAUGACAAUAAUAGUAAGCUUUUACGAAUUCACCUUUAAUUUCACGAUGAUAAAAGGGACAGGUCGAUUGCCGUCUUUGAAUGAACGAAGUGGUUAUGGUUGGUUGA